UACCACUACCGGGGCACAACGACCGCGGACUCCUGGCAGCACCCCUUCGUGUCCAUCUUCAAGAAGUUUGCUCAUUUGAUCCACAAGCAGGGCGACUGCCAGGAGGACCUCGAUGCGGUCAUCUCGAAGCGGGUCUUCAAAAUCUCCGGUGCCAUUUCCGCCAACAACUACGUCCAGGUCCCCGGGGCGGCCAGCUCCAGCUCGAAUUCCCGCAGUCGCGAGCGGUCUGUGUCCACCACAGCAGCCUCCGCGACCCGCUCCCUGAACCUCACGGGGGAGUACCUCUACGUGCAGCUGCGCACGCACUCCAGCCGGUUCUUCAACGUGCAUUUGGAUUUUCAGGUGGCCGACCGGAACAUAAUGGAAAGAAUCACCUUGACGAACAUGGUGAAGGACAUCCAGCAGCAGGCAAGGGUGAUCUUGUACCCACUGCAUCUCGACCAGGCGAACGUCUCCGCUACUGUAGAAGCAAGUGCAAGCGGAAAUAAGGCUGGCGCGCAAGGAAGCGACAGCUGGGCCACGGUGUGCGUCCACGUGCCGUCGGUGUUGAAGCUGUUCUCGUCUCUCGGCGGAAAUGCGCACUUGAUGCCGCACGCGCACGUGUUGAAGAGCGUGCAGAUCUGCGCGACCUGUGUCGUCAGGAACAUUUUCACCAGCGACAUGUGCUUCUCCUGCCACGCGGAAUUGCCGAGGGAAAUGAAACUGACGCAGAAGGUACUUGCAUUUCAGUAUACAGGACUAAUAUGCACCGAUUUGGAAAACAAUGACAGGACCAGGACGCAUAGCGAAGACAACGAGGCAACACACACAUAGUCCUCUUCCGAUUCCCUCGUCUUUAUUGCAAUGGUACAGCAGCUGCUCUGAUGUCGUGCAAAAAGUACGUUUGCUGUUACUUUAAAAAAUCAGGAAUCCAGUGCGGCAUUGGUGAGCAAUUGGAUCAACAUUCCUGCGUCGAUUGGUACAACGGCAGGGGGUACAACUUCCAAGAUGGCCGCACCAGCCUUGAAAAAUAAAUCAGCGGAGAACACGGGCGGAAACGGGGUCUCCUUCCUGAGCAACCCAGUCGGUAUAAUGUCUGGCACUUCCGCUUCCGAAUUUGGUGCGGGAGUGCGACCCGCCCGGCAGCAGCAACUCGCCGAGCAGCUACACGUCGGUAAUAUGAACACGAUCAAUCAGACCCUCGACGCAAGUACGAUCAUGGGCUCGGCCAGCGAGAUUAUGGAACAGUCGAACUACUUGACGCAACAGUCGACGAAGAUCGCGAUCAACACCGGUCCACAACAGGCGCAAGCGUUCGCGAACCAGCAGCAGGGGACUUCACAGAGCCAAAAGCUGCUUCCCGACCCGCUCCUAGAGGUAUCGAACCUGCUCGGGGUGUCCGCGGGGAGCAAAAACAUGGCUUUCUGGCUCGGCGAUUCCGGGCGCAUCGUCUUCGCGAGCGCGUCCGCGCUGAUCGUCAUGCCGAUAGGAGGACCCACGAAUGCUGUAGACGAAAGUUCGUUCGUCGAGACCGCUGCUAUUGGCUUCGACCGCACGCCCAUGACUCUGUUUGGACACACAAAACCGAUCUCCCUACUCAUGACCUCCGCAGCCGGGGACUGGAUUGCGAGCGUACAACAAGGAAGUAGUACAACUUCGGCGGGAGGUGCUGGUGAAGCGACUGGUACUACGAGUAAAGCAGCAGCAGUAGCAGCAAUUCCAGGCGGGGAUCAAGCGACUUCCUCUACGCCUUCCGUCCGCCUCUGGCAUGUGGCGAAUGUGAAGUUUUCCCGGCCGAAGUGUGUGACCAUUCUGUCCUGCCAGUCGCUGCUGGUGAUCAAGCAGAUGGCGUUUGACCCCUGGAGCAAGUACCUUGCGAUCGCCGGAAUCGACACGCAGCGGCGACAGCAGAUCUUCGUCUGGGAUAUCGGUCGUGUGACGCGAGGAAACAAUGCGGUGCUGUACGCGCGGCAGAUGAGUGAUUGGGACUUGAACGCGAUCAAAUUCUCCCCCUACGAGGAUCUAAAACUUGUUACCUGCGGCAAGGAAAACAUCCGGUUCUGGCGCGUGAAGGACGCGCACCUCCCGGGUCAGAGCGUCACUUUGAAUAGCCUCGCCCGGAACACGGUGUUCACGGACCUGUGCUUUGAAGCGAACAUCAAAAAAGACCGGGGCGAGGCGUUUGUCGGUAUAGAAGUUGUCGUACACAACUACCGGGUUUUUAUUUCAUCUGUAUUGGUUCUUCGGACUCCAGCUGUAGUGCAUGAUGUGUGGCGGUGAUAUUGAUCGUAGGUUUCGUCCGAUCAUGCGUACGUAAACAAGAAACUAUUCUAUACUAAGAAUAAAAUCUUUGUUCUAGGGGCCGACACCUCCCUGGGUUACAAUCUGAACGUGUUCGUCGCGACCCAAGCGGGCGAGGUUGCGGUCGUCUCCUACAAGGACCGACAGGUGCUGAUGCUGCACAAGCUGCACAAUUCGCCCAUCACCGCGAUCUCGGCGACCGACAGCUUCUGCGUCACCGCCGCGGAGGACAAGUACAUCCGGGUUUGUAUUACAGUGAAAAAUGCCCCCACCCCCAAAGUUGCAACAACUUGUGAUGCGAAGUUUCCAAAUGAAAACUUUUUGUCAUGCAUUGAAGGAGUCUGAACCUUUCUGAUGCAGAGUCUAGGCGUGUAUCGCAUCGCUUGCAUGACAAGCUCCGCUCUUGCUGGGGUCUUUUGCAAUACAAAUUUUUGCUAUUGACGAUUGGAAACCUGUGCUGCUGAUAGAUGCAUGAGGGCGAAUGUUUCAUUUGGAAAGGUUUGCAAUACAAAUGCUCCCAAGUUCGGGGGUGGGGCAUUUUUCAUUGUAAUAGUUUGCCCACUGGAUUUCCAGUCCUUCUUCCUCCACUGCAUGCACGAGGCAGUGCCGAAGGGGAUCGAUUUGUCCUUGUCCGGGACGAAAGUGUUAAGCUACUGUGCGGACGGGACCAUUGGGCAACUGGACCUGCAGACGCAGGCGUUUGACGUCUUGCAUAUGACUUGCUCAAACGUUACAAUCUCGAACGUUACAAUAGAAUCUGGAAUUUGUGUUGCAUGAUGAGCAUGACAGACUCGCACAGCGUUCCACCUUUUGCAAUACAAAUUUCGCAAGAUUGUAGUGGGGUUUGGGGCUCCGGGACUUGUCAUGCGCAAUCCUAUGAAAGUUGGCUAGAUCAUGCAAUCUUGCAUCACAGAUUUCCAUAUUCUAUUGUAACGUUUGACUUUGUAACACCUGAGCGGGUUAUAUUGCACCGGAGCCACGCUGGGAAAAUCAAGGACGCGUGCGUGUAUCAAAGUCAAAAAAGCCCCCGCCCCAUAUCGGAAACGGAAGAUGCGCGAGUUUGUGAUGCUGUAUUUGAGUACACAAAUCGACUUGUAUUGCUAGAAGGCCAAGAGACGAAGCUGCGGCCUAAAUUGCAGGUAAUCUGUCAUGCUGCUUCCCACUUCCAGCUGCCUCCUGUCAUCCUGGGGCUGCAAGGCUUUGCCACGCUAGACAGCACUACAGUCCGCAUCUUUUGCCUUCUAGCAUCACAAAGCUCAUUUGUGGCCACAAAUCUGCCUCACAGAUUUCCGUUUUGCUAUGGGGAGGGGGCAUUUUUCAUUGUGAUAGCGUGUCGCAUUUGUUCGAGGAAAUCUGCACGGUCACGGAGGACGGCUUCAUCAAAAUCUGGAACCUGAACACAAUGCGACAACACACAGAAUUCUUUUCUGGUAUAGGUCGUGCUUGUAUGAAAAUAAAAAAAUGCCUCCAACGCGUGACUCAAAGUAUGCACGAGCAUGCCAAACCCAUUGUUGUUCUUGUGUGGCAUAAGUACGCAUAAGUACGCCAUCAUUAUUAAACAGGUAACGACACCCCUCUGGCCGUGAAUUGUCACCCCAAGAAGCAUCUGAUCGCGGUUGGGUUCGCGACCGGCACGCUCCGGCUUUUCGACAUUGACGGGCCGAAAGUGGUCGGCGAGUACGUGAAUUUCACACUGCCGAUCAAGUCGCUCGCCUUCGCGGAGCUGCAGGAGACCAACAUUCUCCUGGCGUGCGACGAGAAGGGCGGUAUGAUGCUGUAUUGUGAAAACGAGGAGACGGGGAGUUUCGUACCGAAGAAGAAUUUGGAAUUGUUCGCCGGCGUCCACGAGCCGCCGGUGGAAAAUUGCUCGUUCUUCGAACUGGCCAACAACCACAGGAUGCUGUUAAAGUGGUACGAUUCGCGAACGGUUGUUUUGUUUGCAUUCACCAGCGGGAAUGGGAAUCCUGAUGGAAUAUCGUGUGGAAAAACGUGGUCCCCGAGGACCACCCAGAGUUGGCAACAUGCGAGUCUGCAUGUAGGUAGUUGCCCAGGAACUACGUCUUUCAUGCGCAAUAGUCAAAACGUCAAAUUACAUCCUGGUUCGUAAAGAUGUAGUGCCUCGCAGUAUUUUGUCGACUCCGGGGUCCUCGGGAGAUUUUUCCCUAGAAUUUCAUGCCCUCGAUGGCGUGACGGGCAUGCAAGUGGAAGAGAACAAUGCGGAUAUCAACAUUUCUGCGACAGCUUUGGACCAAACGCGGUCGAGACAGGACAUCACAAACGUCCAGAUCGAGGGACUGAACGCGUCUUCGCUCUCCACCGGCGGUGCGCAGCACCAGGGCGGUGCCAAUUUUACGCCGGACCUGGACUUCUUGCGGAAGUUUCAGCUCCGAUCUGGAGUAGCGUCCAGUGCGUCGGACCAACAGAAAAUCACGACUUUUCAGUUUUCCUUCGAUUCGACGAAAGUGAUUAUCGGCACCUCUCACGCGAAGUUGAAAGUGUUUUCGGUGAAAGGCCCGCUGCUCUACGACAUCCCCUUAGUCGCGGGGAUGGUGUCCGCGGUGUCCCUCGUGGGCCCGGUUUUCACAUCAAGCGCCGGAAAUGGGCAACAGCAGCAAAUGAAUAACCUGACGACCGAUUCGCUUUUAUUUACAGCUUCGAAGGAAGAUUCUUUGGUGAAGGCGUCGCUGCUGCAAAAGCCGUUUAACCAAAUGAACAAUCUGUCCGUAUCGACGCACUCGAACAACAAGUUUUCUCUACUGAGGCAGGAAGAACAGUGCUUUUUGGGCCACGCGGUCGCGCCGUUCAAGUUACUGGUCACCCCGAGCCGGCUUGUGGGGGUGAGCAACAUGGAAGUGAUCACGUGGAAAAUGAGCAGCGGAGGUUCAUCAUCCGCUGGCGCAAGAACUGGUAGUAGCAAUAACAUUUUCGAGGAGCUCUUCUACAACCAACACCUUCGACAGGACGCGUUGCCAACCGCUGGGUCGACUGCGAUCAAUAUGAAUGCGCUGAGUCAGAGCACAACUUCAGUGGCGGUUCUUGACCAGCAACAAACGUUAGCAACGGCCGGUCUAGUGGCACAUCAGCAGCCGAAGAUGGGGAAUUCCUUUAUGUUCUACCCUGCGUCAAAAAACAGCAACAUCUCGACGGACAACGGGGCGUCGACGUCGUUGUAUCAUCAACAGCAGCAGUCGGCUCUGCUAAUGGACACCACCAUCGUGGAGCCGGGGUACCAGCAGCCCUACUCCAGUGAGUCGCCCGUGAAGGUCACCCAGAUGAAAAAGCAACAACAGCAAGGUGUAAACAACUCAUCCGCUUUAUUGCAGGACGUCAGCACGGCGACAAUCUUAUUGCGAAAGAGCGCAGAGAUGAAGGACCAACAGCAGGAGCUCCAGGAGAAAACAAUCCUGAAGCACACUGCAGAUAAGCUUGCAUUGAGCUCGCAAUCCGUGAAAAGCGCGAAGAGCAACGCCUCCUCAAAUCCGAAGAUGAACACGAGCGGAAAUAAUAAAGUAACGAUCAACGAAACGCAGAACUUGAGUAUGUUGAUCGAAGCAAACCUCCAAGCAGAGCAGGACAUCAAGAAGAAAGGCGGCAAUGAAGACGAAGUGCAAACUGCGUUGUUAGAGGAGAAAGAUUGCACAGUGGAAUUCGAGGAUGAGACGCUGAUCGAAACUAGCGGUAAAACAAGCAUGUUGCGACAAGCAGCGGAAGUGGAAGGCAGCAAACCAGUAAAAUACGUCGCUAGUUGUACAACAGGUCUUGAGCAAACUGUUGAAUCUAGUCCUACCACUCCCCCCGUAGCCGAGCUUGCGACCAUCGUCGGCACGGGGUCGCCGUUCUGUUGGCAGGAAUGCUACCUGGCCGUUGGCGUGGGCAACUGGGUGUCGAUAGAGAGCAAAGGAGGGUUAGGAGGAACUACAAGUUCCAAUACUAUCACGUCCGGCGCGCCUCCUGCCGUCGCAUCUUCUGCCAGUGGUUCAAAAACCUCGACGAGCUCGGCCGCGACUGUGAAAACGACUGUUGCGCCAAGGGCCUCGAAAACGGUGAUUCCGAACCUGGAGGGGAACGUCUGCAGUCUGGACGGGUUGGGAAAGAAAAACUGGCUGGCGGUUCUGGCCGAAGAGGCCGUGUACUUGUACAAGAUCGAACUGGAUGAAAAUAACGCGGACAGAGAAAUAGAACAGAGACAGAGACUCGAAGCUGCGGAGGACACGACGGAUUGCAAUCUCAACUGUCCACACAAACUUCUCGCGGCAAUUCCGCUAUCCGAGUUCGUGGCAGAGGGCGCGGAAGAGCAGGAGGAGAAAAAGACAGCAAAAUCUUUAUCCCCGUCCGCCUCCGGCGGAUUUUUUGUCAAGUUCCUCGAGGACGGGGAGCACCUGAUCGUCACCACAAAUUCCGUUGCACCUCCAAAAGACGGUAACAAAUAUUACAAUGAAAAAUGCCCCCACCCCCAACCUGGCAGCAUUUGUAUUGCAAACCUUUCCAAUCGAAACAUUCCCCGUCUUGCAUAUCUCAACAUCACAGAUUUUCCAUGCUGAAUAGCUCAAAUUUGUGUUGCGAAGGAGCCCAUCAGCAGCCGGAUCUGUUAUGCACAAGACACCUUGCGCACCUAUAUUCUGCAUCAGAAAGGCUCGCAAUCCUUUCGCGCAAGACAAAAAGCUUUCAUUUGGAAACUUUGCAUGACAAACUUCUGCAAAUUCCGGGGUGGGGGCAUUUAUCAUUGUAAUAACAAAAAUAGCGGUUUCACGACAACCAGCAGCAUCCACGUGAUCCGGAUUAUUCACGACACCAUUGAAAACCAAUAUUGUCUCGAAGUCAUCUGCGCCACAACCUUGAUGAACGAAACGACAAAAAUCCUGGAUUUGCAAGUCGCGCCGUGGAAUGAGUUUAUCACGUUGACCGCGUACGGCUUGACUUUUUGGCGGUUGGAUUCCGUCACGAAGUCCCUGCAGUUUCAAGAGACCAACAAGCCCGACUGGUUGGUGCAGCAACAAGUUGGCAGUCUACAAGGGAAGAAUAAGGAAAAAGAUCCUGCUUCCAGCAAGACGGCGCACCAGGAAAAAAUAGUUGGAAACCAGAACAACAGCAAGACCACAGAUCACGUGUACACCUGCAUGACGUUCGUGCAGAUUUCGCAGGACGUCUCCCGGGUCUUGGUGGGGACCAGUCGAGGCACACUUUUGACGUUUGAUUUCGAGGAGAACCUGCCGAUCAACGAGAUUAAAUCGCUUCCGAACAACUACAACAGCGACAAAAUCACGAACGUGCAAGCUUAUCAAAUGCAAAAAUGUCUGGGUCUGGAAGAAUCUAACUUGUCAUGCUAAAUCUGAAUCAUUCAAGAAUCUGUGUUGCAUGAUUACCAAAAGCUGGCCACUUUUGACCUAAUCGAGAGGGAGUUUCUCAUGCAGAAUAGGCAUGAUAGAACUCUCACAGAAUCUGUCAUGCUAUGUCCUACAUGCCAGACCUCAUGGGUCAUGGAAAACCUGCAUGACAAGUCUGCAUUCUUCCAGACCCAGACAUUUUUACAUCUGAUAAAGCUCCGGCGUAUCCAAUUCUGCUCUGUGCCAUCGGGGCGACGAUUUGCAAGUAUGUGAUUUACGAGGCGGGGAACAAGUUGCUGUCGAUAAACAGCGGGGCCUCCUCUGGCGGAGCGGGCGCGACUGCUAAAGCUGCUGACAACUGUUACAAUUCUAGCGGUAUGAACAUCAAAUCGGCGUCGAAAGCGAGCACCGGCUCUAGUUCCUCCACCGCUAUGGCGCUGGUCGAGAAGCCGAUUGCGCUGGAUUCCGAUCUGAAAUCCUGUGCAGGCUUUUCCACAGAGCGGGGCAACGGGAUUUUCGCGACCAAUGCGAGCUUGUGGUACGUGAACUGGCGAACCAACGUGAAAAUGCGGCUGCACAGUUUUCACACGAAGGUUCAUCUUGGGGGAGGUUCUAGUAAUUCGGAACAAGAUCAACACGCUGCAGCAACCGCCUUUUCCUGUCAGUCCUUCGACGUAUUGGAGUGCAGCAGUUCUUCCAAGCAUGACGGCAACAAAAUCGCCACGUGUGGCGCAGUGGACGGGCUCGUAAGGCUGUGGAGCUGCAGCAGCAGCAAUAACUCAAGUGAACAAUCGGGAAAAAAUGGUUCAAAAACCAGUACGCUAUCCAGCGCAGCGACCAACGCCAUCACAGCGACGAGUCCGCAGGUGCUGACCAGCCUCGCGCAAUUUUCCGGCGUUUCCCCGUGCUUGUCUUUGACGUUUUUGUCUUCCCGCGUGUUAUUCUGCGGUUUUGAGGACGGCUGCGUCCGGCUGUUUGAUCUGGAAAAUUUGACAUCCAUCGGUCGUGUGGAGGUGGAGGAGAGCGAUGCGAUCGUCGUAGUGAAGGCCUUGAGCCCACAGGCGGCCAUUGCGGCGACCAGAAACGGGAAAGUCGUGCAGAUCAUGGUAUAAGGCCUUUACAACUACUCUGGUGAGAGAAAAUGGUGUUUCUUCAUGUAUAAGUUUUGAUGUUCAACGUUUGAGAGGACUUGUGAGACUCUACACAGGCAAGGGCAGCGCGACUCGAGACCGAGAUGUUGUUGAGUACUAUGUUUUUUGAAUUGCAAGAGAAAAUCCCUCGCCCAAUGGAAAACCCCAGAUCCGGCUUUCCUCCACGCGCGAGGUGAUCGACGCCCGGCGGGCCGAGUUGAAGCCAGCAAACAACGAGAAAAACGUGACCAGUGCCAUCGACGUAAACCACAACACCGAUCAAUUUCUCAUCGCGUUUAGCAACAGUGAGGUCUACAUUUGGCAGACGGAGAGGAAGAGGAAACCCGUACUGAAAGACGUUUGGGUGAUGCCAAAGUCAGCAGAAAUGAUGAACACGACAACAAGCAGUACUAUGGCGAAGAUGAAUCUGGUGCAGGCGUGCUUUAUUCCGCAGCACAACUCCUCCGCGAUUCCCACCGCGUCCAACAAAGAAGAUUUGAUCGCGGCGUCCAGUAACAAGAUUUUCUACGUUUACGAUCUCAGCAACAAGAAAGUGCUACAUCGACUGGAGCUAGACGCCGAGAUCUACCGGGUUUGCUGCUUUCCGAAACUUUUUGAUCAGACACCAGCCGCCGGGAUACCGCGUACGGAAAUUUUAUAUUUGUUGUGAUUUAUGUUUAUUUUGUCAUGCUCAUCAUGCAGCUUUUAUCGCUUUCCUUUUGCACCAUCCGGGGGUCCAUCCGGAGUAACAUACUUAGCCAUAAUCGCCGAUAUGUACGCCGUGGGCAAGUUAUCCAUUGGAAGAAGGAAAGAAAACCGAACCUAUCAGGCACCAACAGAACCAGUCGCGUGUCCGCUUCUCACGACAAGUCGAAGCAAAACUCGGUGAUGGUGCUGACGAAAGACAACGUUUUGGGGGAAAUCUACUGGCCGGAGCAAUCUACAGCUCACGCUCCUAGCAACGCGUUAGAGAACCCUGCGCUGUAUCGCGAGCGCGUCCCCUUCGCAGGCCCCGGCACCAGCGUGAAUGGAAACACGGAUUUGAAGUUUUUGCACGACAGCAGGCUGGUGGUCAAAACGGAGAGCGGGCUGUGUGUUUGGGAUCUGUAGUAAAGCAGACGACAGGGUUAGUUUGCGGCCCUGAAAAGUAGGUCUAUCAGCAAAGCUAGCAGAUGAAAAAUUCAAAUGCAGUAAAGGCAUUUUUUUUUAUUUUUCCGAUUUCUAUCAUGAUUUACAUUUAGAUUUUCUUUGUAUUUGGUCUUACCGGUAUGAUUUUGGUCUUACCAGCACACAAGUCUGAUUUUGGUCUUACCAGCACAAAAGUCUACUUUGCUUUUUUAGUGCCGGGACGAGCAAAGACCUCUCCCGGGGACAGUAUGUCAAGUAUCUAUGUACACUAGAUAUACCUUUUCCAUUUAAACUAGAUAAACUGGUUGUAGCAUGCGUCCCAUAUUUGCAUCUUCACUUUCAAAAAAAUUCCUGAAGUCUUGGAUUUAUUUGGUAUCCGUUCUUUUGUGGUAUCCACACUACUAGUGUGUACAGUUCUCGAGUACUGAAGAAGAGCCCCUUCAGCACUUAGAGACAUUUGCGCCAUUAUUUUCAUCGACCGUGUGAUGAUCCUUGGAGUCUUACGAGGCAGCUCUUCUGAUUUCUUGUGUAUUUUCUGCAAAAAAUACGCAAAAUUCAAGGCGGAGAUGGGACGCUGUGGCGAUGUGGUUCCAGAAUCGGCAAAGUUUCGAUUUUGGCAAUAAAAAAUUUCAUAUGUAAAUCAGUUCUUUUUGGAUACAGAUAAACGUUCGGAAAAUGCUUCUUGUGGUUAC
Messenger RNA from Amoebophrya sp. A120, 10554 nucleotides. NCBI's taxonomy places the organism in Eukaryota, Dinophyceae, Syndiniales, Amoebophryaceae. The record is from the annotation of a GenBank genome assembly.